Vigna radiata var. radiata (mung bean) is the source of this 435-nucleotide messenger RNA. RefSeq lists its product as uncharacterized. NCBI's taxonomy places the organism in Eukaryota, Viridiplantae, Streptophyta, Magnoliopsida, Fabales, Fabaceae. Bases 1 to 435 code for a protein of 144 amino acids. The record is from RefSeq and is a predicted model, not a curated record. The transcript has 2 exons.
AUGACAACUACUCCUGGAGCAUUUCCACAAAUUCCUGAGUAUGACAAGAAGAUCAAGUACUAUCUUGGAGAGGUAAUUGAUCUUGAUUAUGAAGAAGAUCAGGACCGGUUGGUUAAGCCUAGAAAGAAGGACCAUCCACAGAAAUUGAAGGAUUCAGGGACUUUGGCUCUUCCUUGCGUGAUCAAUGAUGUGGACAUAGGGAGAGCCAUGAUCGAUUCAGGAUCAAGUGUUAAUUUGAUGCCCUUUAGUGAUUUCAAGAAGAUCGGAGGGCUAAGAUUAAAACCAGUCAAUACUACCCUGACAAUUGCGGAUGGAUCUAUCAAGAAGCCAGUUGGUAUGGUGGAAGAUGUAAUUGUUCGAAUUGAGGAGUUGGAAUUCUUUAUUGAUUUUCUAGUUGUGGACAUGAUACUUGAGGAGAAGAAGGUAUGUAAAUAG